AUGAGCAAGAGGAGCGAGAAGAGAGAGGAGCGAGAAGAGAGAGGUGCGAGAAAAGUGAGUAGCGAGAAGAGAGAGGAGCGAGAGGAUCGAGAAAAGACAUGUGAGAGAAAAGAGAGGAGAGAGAGGAGCGAGAAGAGAGAGGAGCGAGAAGAGAGAAGGGCGAGAAGGGCGAGAAGAGAGAGGAGCCAGAGGAGUGAGAAGAGAGAAGAGCGAGAGGAGAGAGGAGCGAGAAGAGAGAGGUGCGAGAAAAGAGAGGAGCGAGAAGAGAGAGGAGCGAGAAGAGAGAGGGGCGAGAAGAGAGAGGAGCGAGAAGAGAAAGGAGGGAGAAGAGAGAGGAGCGAGAAAAGAGAGGAGCGAGAAAAGAGAGGAGCGAGAAAAGAGAGGAGAGAGAGAGGAGAGAAAAGAGAGAAGGGCGAGAAGAGAGAGGUGCGAGAAGAGAGAGGAGAAAGAAGAAAGCGGAGCGAGAAGAGAGAUGAGCGAGAGAAGCGAGAAAAGAGAGGAGUGAGAAAAGGGAGGGGCGAGAAAAGAGAGGGGCGAGAAAAGAGAAUUGCGAGAAAAGAGAGGAGCGAGAAAAGAGAGGGGCGAGAGGGGCGAGAAGAGAGAAAGGAGCGAGAAAAGAGAGGAGCGAGAAGAGAGAGGAGAGAGGAGCGAGAAAAUGAGCGUAGAGAGGAGCGAGAAAAGAGCGUAGAGAGGAGCGAGAGGAGAGAGAGAGGAGCGAGAAAUGAGAGGAGAGAGAGGAGCGAGAAAAGAGAUGAGCGAGAGGAGCGAGAAAAGAGAGGAGCGAGAAAAGAGAGUGGCGAGAGGAGCGAGAAAAGAGCUGAGAGAGGAGCGAGAAGAGAGAGGUGCGAGAGGAGCGAGAAGAGAGAGGAGUGA
Messenger RNA from Knipowitschia caucasica, 873 nucleotides. NCBI's taxonomy places the organism in Eukaryota, Metazoa, Chordata, Actinopteri, Gobiiformes, Gobiidae. The record is from the annotation of a GenBank genome assembly.